AUGGCGCUGCGGUCCCUGCUCCGGAAGGGCCCCGCCCUCGCCGGCGGUCUCACUUCGCCGGUUUCCCUCCGUCCCAGGCCCCCGAUCAUCCAGGCGCUGCAACAGGCGGCGGGAUCUCGAUUUCUUUCGCACGGUCCAUCCGUAUCUGGGCCCCAAGCAGUCUACUCUGAAGAAUUGCUGCGGGAGAAAUCAGAUCGUGCGCAUGCAGAGUUCGAGAGGAACAUGAAGGUGAUACAGCAGCAAAUGGAUGAGCAGUGGAGGCUUGAGGUUGAGUUCUGGGCAAAGCUUCGCGGGGAGCUGCACACGAUUGAGAAGACCUGCAAUGUUCUGAUGUUCCUGUGUGCGUCUACAGCCAUCCUGUCGCUGACCAAUGCGAUGUAGUGGAGUA
Molecule: messenger RNA, 388 nt
Organism: Lolium rigidum
Lineage: Eukaryota; Viridiplantae; Streptophyta; Magnoliopsida; Poales; Poaceae
Exons: 3
Coding region: 1-381 (126 amino acids)
Source: RefSeq, a predicted model, not a curated record